UUAGUGCCACAUCAUCAGGAACCCUGUCCCAGGAUGAGAUAUAAAGGCAGUGACCAGAGGGCUAGAGUAUUCAUCAGAAUCCUCAGAUAUUCAGGUGCUGCUGAAGCAUCAAAGACAAACCCUUUAGAAGAUGAAGAUUCUGCUGCUGACUGUGGGGCUGGCCUUGGUCUGUGGCCUCCAGGUCCUCGAUAACAAUGCAGAAGACUCACCAAAGCUCAGUGGAAAGUGGUUCACUGUUGCAUUGGCCUCAAAUGUGACAUCUAAGAUUGAAGAAGGAGGUAGCUUGCAGAUAUUUGUCGAAAGUCUCAGAGAACAUGAUGGUUUUAUUAGUGGAGACUUCUUCAAAAGGGAAAAUGGUAAAUGCAUUCCAUUGUCUCUGAAAACUUUCUUAGAAGAUGGUCAAAUGCGUGUGCAAU
Vombatus ursinus (common wombat) is the source of this 416-nucleotide messenger RNA. RefSeq names its product minor allergen Can f 2-like. The record is from RefSeq and is a predicted model, not a curated record. Lineage: Eukaryota; Metazoa; Chordata; Mammalia; Diprotodontia; Vombatidae. The annotation marks the transcript as partial. The transcript has 3 exons.